Messenger RNA from Leptinotarsa decemlineata (Colorado potato beetle), 630 nucleotides. RefSeq names its product Ribosomal protein S10b. Lineage: Eukaryota; Metazoa; Arthropoda; Insecta; Coleoptera; Chrysomelidae. The record is from RefSeq and is a predicted model, not a curated record. Gene Ontology annotation, molecular function: structural constituent of ribosome; RNA binding. Gene Ontology annotation, cellular component: cytosolic small ribosomal subunit.
UGAGCUGUGCCAGAAGAAUAAGAAUAAAUAACAAGAAGAAGAGUUGACGAAUUUCAUGUUCUAUCUUACUUCUUUUUAGUUUGGUAGCUUCCAAGAUAAGAGCGUCAAGAUGUUGAUGCCAAAAAAGAACAGAGUUGCUAUCUAUGAAUACCUUUUCAAAGAAGGUGUUAUGGUUGCCAAGAAGGAUUACCAUGCUCCCAAACAUCCUGAACUGGAAAGUAUUCCUAACUUGCAAGUUAUCAAAGCCUUGCAGUCCCUCAAAUCCAAGGGAUAUGUGAAGGAGCAGUUUGCCUGGAGGCAUUAUUAUUGGUAUUUGACAAACCCUGGCAUAGAGUACCUGAGGACAUUCUUACAUCUUCCCCCUGAAAUUGUCCCGUCCACCCUCAAGAGGCCUGCACGUACAGAGACAACUAGACCACGGCCCACUGCUCUCAGGUCAGAAACUUCCAAGCCUUCAGAGGAUCGUGCUGGGUAUAGAAGGACUCCUGGAGGUCCAGGAGCAGACAAGAAGGCCGAUGUUGGGCCAGGAACUGGUGACGUUGAAUUCAGGCAAGGAUUCGGACGUGGUAGGGCUCCACAGUAAUCUUGUAAUUUUUUAUUACUAAGCAAAUAAAAAUGUUUGAGAUGUAA